Lytechinus variegatus (green sea urchin) is the source of this 9197-nucleotide messenger RNA. Its product is annotated as protein DENND6A-like. NCBI's taxonomy places the organism in Eukaryota, Metazoa, Echinodermata, Echinoidea, Temnopleuroida, Toxopneustidae. The record is from RefSeq and is a predicted model, not a curated record. Gene Ontology annotation, molecular function: guanyl-nucleotide exchange factor activity. Gene Ontology annotation, cellular component: recycling endosome. The transcript is spliced from 16 exons. The coding region runs from base 26 to 1795 and encodes 589 amino acids.
AUUAAGGUAGUCAGAGAAAAAAACAAUGGCCACUUUACGGGAAGGGGACAAUAAAGUCGGUUUUCGUCAUCUUUCCGACACAGAAAAUAACGAUAUGUCAGAAGAUUUGAGUGAUGGAAAUAGGAAGAUCCUUCCGUGGGAUGGAUUUUCAGAAUGGUUUAAUUGUUUUUGUGUUGUGACGUUUGAUCUUGAACUCGGACAAGCUCUGGAGUUCAUCUAUCCAUCACACAUCAAGCUUACAGAAAAAGAGAAAAUGAAUAUAUGUUACCUGUCUUUUCCGGAUUCAAAUUCAGGAUGUAUGGGAGAUACCCAGUUUAGCUUCAGGAUAAGACGUUGCCCAGACAAAAGAAAUUUCAUACACAGUAAAAGAAGUACAGAAUACAACAAGCAUUGCCUUCCUACAUUACAGAUUGAUGCUGCUCAUUUAUACGGGUAUGUCUACUUUCGGCAAGUUAAGGACAAAACUUCAAGGAGAGGCUACUUUCAAAAGUCAUUAGUUCUCUUGAGUCGAUUACCCUUCACAUCGUUAUUCACCCAGUUAGCUAGCCUGGUAGCUCCAGAGUAUUUCGACAAUGGGGAACCAUCAAUAGAAGCAGCUUGCCAUGAUAUUGACCAAUGGCCAUCACCUUGCCCAGGAAAGACCCUUCACUUACCCAUUAUGGGCUGUGUCCUUCAAGUUCGUAUCCCAUCAAGGCAAGACAAACCCAGUGCUGCAGCAGUUGCCAAGGGACAGGUUGAGCUGAUGGGAUCGCCUCUUACUGUUGUGCCUUCCAUCAGUGAGCCUGAGAUGUUCAGAUGCCUUCAUCCAGUUAUACCUCACAUACAGCUUCUAUGGGAGCUUGUCUUGACUGGAGAGACAUUAGUUGUGAUGGCACCAGGUCCUGGUAUGUGUGCUGAUACAGUCCAUGCAAUGGUCAGUAUGAUAUCACCUCUAAGGUUUAUGUGUGAUUUCAGACCGUACUUCACCAUCCAUGACAGUGAAUUCAAAGAGUAUACAACAAGAACACAAGCACCGCCUUCAGUAAUUCUUGGAGUGACGAAUCCAUUCUUCGCCAAGACAUUACAACAUUGGCCACACAUAGUACGGAUAGGAGAACCAACUUAUGGUGAUAAGAAUUCAAAAGCUCUGAAACCAAAGAAGCCAGGGAGUAUCAAGACAUUAGAGUCAAAGCCAGGUGUCUACACACAGUAUAAACCAUUCCUGAACAAAGACAAGAGUAUCAUUAAGAGAUUAGCAAAGGGCAUGCAGACAAGAAGACCUACAGAAGUCCAGGAUGCCAUGCUACGGAGACAUCUCCUUGAGCUUACACAGAGUUUCAUGAUUCCACUUGAAAGAUAUGUAGCUAGUCUCAUGCCUCUUCAAAGGAAUAUCUCUCCUUGGAAGCAUCCCCCAAGGUUAAAGCCAUUUGAUGCUGAGGAGUUUCUGAAAACAUUGGAACAUUCUGGACCCCAACUCACAUCAGGACUCAAAGGAGAUUGGGUGGGACUCUACAAGAAAUUCUUUAGAUCAAAGAAUUUUGAGGGUUGGUUUCAUCAGCGUCAGGAGGAAGUGAACUGUAAGCUGUCAGCUCUCCACUUAGAGACUCUUUGUGAGGCAGACAUCGCUGACUGGGCGAAAGACAAGCAAGAGGUGGAGGUUGUUGAUCUCCUCUUGAAGCUGCGAGAGAAGAUGGCUAGUGUCCGGGACAACAGUAUCUUGGUGAAGCCAGAAUUGAUCAAACAGCUAGGAGCACACAUGGAUGCUAUCAUCUUGAACUUACCUGAAGACUUACAAAUUGUCCUACAGAGUCACUGAUAGUGAAUCCAAACACUCACUGAUGCAUGUGAAACCUUUAUAAAGGGGAUUGCUAUGUGUCUUGAUAUAGCCAAAUUUGGUCAAGCAGCUUUAAAAGGUCACAAGGAGUUGAAAACAUUGGCAUUUCAUAAGAGUCACUUGAAUGGAAGGCAUCUUUGAAUGUUGAGAAAUGAAAAGCCGUGUAUGAAGCUGGAUACCUUUCUUUGAUGAAGUAAAAUCAUUGUUGAUUGAGCAGCAAUGAAUGCAAGUGGAUGUUACCAUUAUGAACUUUGGAUUAUCUGAAGGACCUGUGGUUCAUCUGAAUGUACUCAACAGGAAUCCAUCUGUAAUGAGGUUAGCAAACACAACCAAGUCUUCUAUAUACUAAGUGAGAUCCCUGAACUAUCUUAAGGUGAAUACAGUGUGCUACAAAGUCAAGUCAAUGAUUUAUCAGUCUAGGAAGACAUGAAUUUACAAAUCAAUGACUUGAAGGAAAGAAUUCCUUUCUUGUUCAUGCUGCAGGUGGUUCAUAUCGAUGACAUUAGAAACCAACCAGACCAACUUCAAAUAUUACUAUGUGGAAAAUGUGACUUGGGACAGGAUUGUAUUCUCAAGUUUGAACAUGUUGUUUGGUCAUAAAGGUGAAGGAAAAAAUGUUUUUGCACAUUUUGUAUAUUUUGUACUGAGAGCCUGAAGGAUUCAUCAUAAUGAUAAUCCCUUCUAGUUCUAUGCACAGUCUGUUCAUUUACUGGUACACAUGUGCUCAAAAUAUUUGCCCUUGCCAUUUUAGAGUAUUUUUAUCUGGAACUGAUAUGAAGUUUUUAUACUAAACACCUAAGCUUUAAAAAUAUAAUUGGGGAGAAUUCAGAUUUAUUUGAAUGAUCAUUAUGAUUUUUGAUAUUUGUUUCUCCAAUCUGCUAUCCCUGUCCAUUGGCGCAUUUAGGAUUUAAUAGAAACUUCUUCCUUAACAUUCAAGCUUUACAACCAAAAUUCUACAGGAAUGAAUUUUAGAAUAUGUAUGUAUAUUGAAUUUCCAGUAGAGGCUUUUCUCCUGUGCCUUUUGAUCACUGACCAUAUUCUUUUUAUUUAAUGUAUUAUUCUUAGAAUAAUAGUGAAUACUUAAUUUUGUGCUUGAAAUCGAAAGAAAAAAACACAACAUGUUUUUGUAAUAAAAAUUUCCUGAUGUAUCAAUUUGUCUUUCUAAGCUCUUUUGAUAUAUUUUUGCUGAAAUUGUAAAUUCUCACAUUUCACACACAACUAUAAAAUUUCAAGGGUGUAUAUAUUUGAUGUGCACAAUUAUUAUUCUUCUUUACAUCACCACUCUACAUGGAUAAACAAAUCAUUGUAUUUACUUAACAUUGUGAACACCUCAUACAGCAACUGACUGGAAUAUUCCCCUGGGAGUGGAGAAUGAUCUUGCAGCUUAUUGGAUUUAUAGGAACUUAUCAUUGAAACCAUUCAUUAUGGGCAUUCAAUAUUCUACUGGAUUUGUAUAUUCUGAAAUUUUAUGCAUGUAAAAGUCGGUUGAUGCAUUUAAUGGUGAUGAAAAUUGUAUUAAAUAUUAUUCCCGGAUACUUGAACUGAACCAAAUGAACCAAGUGUCACGUUUCGGCAAACUGAAUGUUAAUGGUCUUAGAUGUGUCACAAUUGGCUACCUUUAAUUAAUCACUUUUAAGCUACAACUUUUGACCAGAAUUUAGAUUAAACCCGAGUUCAGGAUUGGGGCCUACGUCGUUGGUACCUUACAGAGAGCAUGAUUAUAAUGUUGUUUACUUCUUAUACUGCCUGCCACAAAAGUAAUUACAAAUGUAAAAUGAUUUGUAUAUCUAUAUGAUAUUUCAUGGUUGUGGUGUGCAUGCGCUAUGUUGACAUUGUACUAUUUAAAGAUGUUUGAAGCAAAAAUUUAUGCAGACACAGUGUAAUAUCCAGAUGGUAUCAAGUGCUGUGUUAUUGUUAUUAUUGAACUCUUAUCAGAUAUUUGAUUUAUUUAUUUACCAACAAUAUUGACAUGUUUACAGCUUAUGAAACAAAUUGCAUAACAGUUACACAUGUAUAAAAAUAUGGUAAAUGGGACCAGAUAAUAGCACAAGUGUUAAUCGAGCCUGGUCCCACAAAUAUUACAAAAUGCACAUUUAAGAAGGAAAAACAAAACAAAUUAAAAUUGCAAUAUAUUCCUUGUAAAGGGUUAUCACCAACAUAAUUGUAUUGAUUAUCUACUGUAGACUUGCAUGUUGAUGGUGUGAAUUUAUAAAAACAAAUAAGUUUUCGAGAAUCCCUCAAACUUUUUCUUGAUUUCUUCAAUUUCAUUUCAACUGGUACUUUAUUCCAGAAUUUGCUACCUAGAAAAGAAAAUGAAAAUUUGCCUUGAGCUGUUUCUAGUCUUAUGGAAGAUUUGUUAUUAUUUGUUUGGCGUCACCUCUGCCUGGGAGGUGAAAAGCAAACUGAAUCACUGUGACCAGCGAGUCUCCUCCCAAUGUAACUGAUUGAGGGAGUGCAGGUAAAUAUGCAAAGGUGGUGACUCUCCUCUGCACAAGGCCUCCAUUUAAUGUCUUAUCCGAGGGAUGGACUGUUUUCCAAUGUAACAUGGCUCACAUCUAUGGAACAAGGGAGAGUUGUUUACACACGACACAGUCACCUUCAGUCACCUGACCAGGGACUCAAACUCACGACCUUUGGUUCAACACACAGAUGAUAUAGCGACUGUACUGUGUACAUAAAGUGAAGAGUAAAGCUAGAAUGAUGUCCUUUAAUAUGUACACAUUAUGCUCUGUGAGUUAUCUUUCCAUAUUGCUGUUAUUUGAGGUCUAUAUAGAGAAACAUGCUGGUAGUAGUGUACAACCCUGCCCUUAUUUUAAUAUACAUAUAUGUACUAGUACAAAGUCAUAUAGAAUCAACAGGAAUUAACCAGCAUCACAAACAUUACUUUAUCUAUAGAUUAACAUCAAAUACAUGUAUUUGAUGGACCAAUAUUUACGGGUGGUAAUGUUACACGUUUAAACAUCAUACAAUAGUGAGAGUGAUAUUUUAUUGUAUUAUUAAGCUUUAUAAUAUAAUCAUUCCUAGUAUCCAGGGUUUUCUUGGGUUUACAGUGAAAGGUUAUAAAAUGUUUUACAAAAAUGUAUAUUUUUAAAUAUUAAUGAUGGUUAGACGAUUGUCAUCGGAAUUAUGCACACUUUGAAUAUCAGAAUUCAGAGUUCAUUGUUGUACAUAGAAAUGUUGAUCAUUUUAGAUCGUUCAACAAUUCUUGUGCCUACACAGUAGCAAGAAUCAAGUAUUGCAGAUUUGAAUGUAAUUUUAAUGACAUUAAGUGUGUUGCUCUUACUGUAGAUGUAUGUUACAUGUAUAAUUAUUUCUUUGUGAGUUGCAAAUGACCACCAGUUGGCUACCAUUUGUGAUGGAAUUAGUCCCACCACCAAACAUGUUCUUGCCAAAUCCUAUCAUUAACGGUGUCAUUGAAUUCAUGAAAUGUCUUUUAGCAAGUGACUUUCUUUAAAAUAUUCAUUCUUGGCUAAUCAGAUUCAAGGAUGUCAAUUGUGUUUGCGUAUCAUAAAUUGUAAGUAUUAUUAAUUUGCAUCAUGAAAUGUACAAGACGCAAUUUAUCAAUGUCACAUAGAAUGGUUUUUCAUUUGAUAUCAUUGACCUUUGACUUUGCAUGAGAUAGCAUAACUAGCGUAAAAGCGAGAUUACAUAUAUUUUUUGGCUCAUUGUACACAGCAUGUUUGAUGUGCUGUAUUAUUUUGUCAUGUCAAUAUUGGUCUCUUUUGAAACAAGUGCUUGAAAUAAUGUCAUCCCCAUUUUCACGCUCUAAUCUGGGAUUUGUUUCAGUGGAUUUUUUUUAAUCAACAAUUAAAGCUUAGCUUUUGUAUUGUGGCUUUAAAAAGUUUGUGAUUGAAUUUCAAUUUUGGAUACCAUGAUAGAACAAUAUCUGAGGAAUCAUCAAUGAGACUGCUUAAGACUUAUAUUUUGUUAGAAUAUAGACAUAUAAUGAUCUAGUUAAAACAGUGACAAUGUUUUCCAUGUAAGAACUUAGUUUAAACAAAUGGACAUGAAAGCCUCUUUGAUAUAUGACUUUAUUACAGGACAAUUUUAUUUGGAUUUCUUUAUUUUUACUAACAAACUAUAAUUUCAAUUUCAAUUUCAAUUUAUCAUACAUACCAAAUUUCAUGUUCAAAACUUGCCUUAGCAAAAUUUGAUUUAUCUUGAUACAUGUGAUUGGAAGGAUAUAUUGGCUUAGUUUUGGUGAUAGUAAUACGUAACCUAUUAAUCAAGAAUUGUGGAUUUAAAUGUAAGGAGGAUACUGCUAAAUUGUGAUAGAUUUUAAUCCAUUUUAUGUGCUAUUAUUUUGAUAUGUGUUGCAGAGUACAUGUAUCACCACUUUAUAUUUUCUGUAUUAAUGUACGUUUCCUUCUGAUCUUGAACAGGAAAUGCAGGCAUUUUCUCAAUUUCUGAAUGACUGUGUUUAUGUUGUUAUGGUUUAAAAAAAAAAUAUAUAUUUUCUCUGUAAUCAGACAUAUUUAUCUUGUAUACUAAGAUGAACUGUUUUCCUUGUACAUGUUGAAUGAUAAUGUAUUGUAUGUGUCUUUGAAGGCACAUUUGCUGAAAAUGAAAAAAAAGAACUCUUCAGUGCAGAAUCACAGUUUUUAAAUUCAUUUGUAGUCUAAACAGGGUAGGAUCAUAUUUUAGAAGGCUUUUGUAUCAUUUACAUGCCUAUGCCCCUGAAACAUUAAAUGGGUAUAUGUUUUAUUUGGAUUUUCUUCUUCAUCGCAUCUUGUAAUCAUAGGACCUUACAUAUAGUUUUGAUGUGUUUGAUUUGAAGUUUACUUGCUUUAAUUGUAUUCUGCAACUGACACAAAGCCAUUUUAUUUGAAUAAUAUUCCUGGUUAAUGGUUGGUGCAUGAACAUUUUGACACAAGUUUUCUACCAGUUUUUAUUCUGUUGACCAUCAGGGUAUACAGGUGAGUCUACCCCAAGUCAGAUAUUUAGGGACCACAACAAUAUUUGGAUUCAAUGAAAUUAGACCUAAAGGAAGUAAAUAACACUAUCUGCUCUGAAUAGUGCUCUAACUUAGAUGAUUAUUCAAAUAUGCAUGCAGAUUCUACUGUGAAGAAAUGUGUUAUUCGUCAGUGAAUUACACCUUUAUAUUCAUUAUGAUACCAUCCUUAGCAAAAUGGAAUUAAUCAACUUUGUGUCAGAAUAGCAUCCCAGAAUAUUAAUAUGUUAUUAUUGGUCAACAUUCUACUCCCUACAUUGGUGCAUUGAUACCUCAGUGUCAUUUCACUUGAAUUCUAGGUUAUAUAAUAAGGAGAAUCUGUGAUUUAUCUGUAUGCUUUGAUUGCCAAUUACAAAACAUUUGUGAUUGCCAUUCAAUGUUUUUUUUUACAACAUAAAUUUGACCCUAGUGUCAUUCAUUUGAUCUGAGUUUUAAUUAUGAAUUGACACUGGUAAGUGUUAAUGAUGUACUUAUUAUAUAUAGAUGUAUAUUGCAAAAUACGUGAAUUCAUUUGUGACAAGAAGUUUUAUGUGUAUUAUCAUGAUGAUUGCAAUUAAAAUUAUUGUUUGACUUGUACUUGGUUUCUUGCUGUUUUCACUCAUUAUGUCAUUUUGUUUGCCUUGACUUCAAUUUCAUAUUAGCAACACCAAAGUAGAAACUAUAUCAUAAAAUCAAUGUAAUAUUCCUAUAUGCUUCCCCUCUACAUUAUCAGAAGUUAAAAAGGGUAAUCAUUUUCUAUUUUAUAUAUAUGUAGUCCAUGACUUAUGAAAAUGAGUAAAUAAGUGGAUGAAUGAAUAAAAAAGUAAUACAUAGAUAAUUCAAGUAGGUUGUGAUUUAGAGAAUGAGACUGGAGCAACUGCCUCACUGAUCUGACAAAAAAUGAAACAAUCAUGAUUUCAUUUAAUAAGAAAAGGGAGAGUGGGGAUGUGACAUCAGUACACGUAAUGAAUAUUCAUAUAUACAAAUAUAUAUAUAUAUUACAAAUAUAUACACUACUUGUGUCUCAGUAAACUGGACAUCCGUCAAACGAAGACUCGUGACUCGUUUAGAAAUAAUUGUGCAUCGGGAAAGUUUACCUCAACUACAAACUUAUUUGGAUAAAAAGUAUAAGUGAAAAAUGCGUAAUGCUGAAAAUUUCAUACAAACGGAUGUGAUAUAAGAAAGUUACGACACUUCAUCGUUAAGCUUAUUUUCACAAAACAUUUAUAUGAACAGGACGGAUGACAAUGUAAAUACGGUGAGGUCACAGUUUCGCUGUAGGCCUAUAUUCUUUGUAUCUUAUCAUAUGAAAUAUAGAAUAUCACAAGUUUUAUAGGAUUGACAAUAGAAAAUUCAUUUUGAUUAAACGAUACGUUGUAACAACAGGAAUUACACCUGUUCAUGGGGAAUGAAAAUUCAUUUAAUAUGAGGGGGAAAUUUUUGAUUUCAUAUGAUAUAUAAAAUACAAAUAAAUGAAAAUGUGGCAUCGACUCUCUCAUUCAUAUUUCCCUUUUGCUGUAGGCAUAUUUUUUUGUGAUUUUAAAGGUCCUUACUUCAUAUCAUAUAUUCUAUUAAAUAAAAUUUUCUGCAUUAUUCAUUUUCAUCAAAAUCAAUUUUUCGGUCGAGGCGCAGACUUCCCCGAUUCAUUUGUCUUAAAUAUGUUUGUAUGGCAAAAUUUCAUUUGAUCCUCGGUUAACCAGCUUUUUUAUUUUAAGUACCUUUCUUAUUUUAGAAUAAAUUUUGAUGAAACUUUGAGCAUUAUGCUUAUUAGUUUCCAUUUGUCCAAAGCGACCUCCACUUUUUUUUUCUUGGGGGGGGGGUGAUCUUCUCUCUAAUUGUAUACCGUGUAUAUACAACAGUUUGUGAUAUUGGACCAUUCAUUUUGUAGUAUGUUCCUCCACCGAGAACGUUCUCAAAUCACUGUUCUAAAUGUGAAACACAAAUUAGUGUAAGAACUCAUUGGACAGUGUGGGUAAGCACGCACAUUCUCUCACAAACAAACACACAUUAACAUUGUAAACAAUAUUGUUACUUUUAAUCAACAGCAAGUUUAUCUAAAAGAAAAACAUUUGACGAAGUUACAAUAAGCUAGGAUAUAGUACAAAGGGAACUACAUACAUGUAUACAUUAAUGUUCACAGUGCGCCUCAAGUAGUCAUACAAAAAAAUCCACACAAACAAAUCAAUAUAAAAGCGUGCUAGUGAAUGCAUGAUGCCCUACCAAGUAUAUCUGUUUCAAUUUAUGAAGAAUAAAAUAAUGUGAAAUAAAAUAUAAUGAAACCAAAACUUUAUCAAUGAAAAUACACACCGAACAAUCUUCAAGAUUUUACUUUCAAUUGCUGUAUGUCGUUUACCCAAGCUAUCAAAUAAUUACUGUGAAAGUAAACGGAUAUUCAAUCAGAGACAGAAUAUACUUAAUACUUUCACUAUGCGUUUUCUUGGUAAACUGAUAUAA